CUGACACUGACCUGACAGUCCUGUCCUGACACUCCUGACAGACGAAACCGACUGAAAGCUAUUGAUAUUGAUAAGCCUGAGCGUCUUGAAUUAAUUUCUCUGUGAAUAUUACUUCAAUUUAAACUCAAAAUGGUUACGUAUGCUCCGGAUGAAGUCGGCCUAGCUGACAAAUCGCCAUGUGCGGGCAUCAGAGCUGAUCUCAAGAUAUGUUUGCUUGCAAGCGACUGCUGCAAAAAGGAGAAGAAAACUCCUCGAGAAUGUCUCAAAGAAGGUAACAUCCCCGAAGAAUGUAUACAACUUAGGCAGAGUUUCUUCGAAUGUAAGAGGUCACUGUUGGACAACAGGAGACGGUUUCGGGGACACAAGGGGUACUAAAAGUACAUUUUCUUAGGCCUUACUUAGAAAAACUUAGUUUGUUUUAAUUUAAUGUAUA
Molecule: messenger RNA, 433 nt
Organism: Spodoptera littoralis (African cotton leafworm)
Lineage: Eukaryota; Metazoa; Arthropoda; Insecta; Lepidoptera; Noctuidae
Source: the annotation of a GenBank genome assembly